AUGAAGUACCUUAUUGUUCUGGCUAUAAUCGCGUUCUCGUACGCAGCUGAGGAAAAAAAUGAUGAACGCCCGAAGACUUUCCGCCGGCUCAUCCCAGCUGAUGUAUUAAGAGAUUUCCCUGGUCUAUGUUUUGCGUCAACAAGAUGUGCCACCGUUGAACCUGGAAAUACCUGGGACCUGGCACCUUUCUGCGGCAGAAGCACUUGCGUCGUGAGUGAAGAUACACCACCACGUCUACUCGAGCUGGUUGAAGACUGUGGACCUCUGCCCAUUGCUAACCCUAAAUGCAAGCUCGAUACUGACAAGACCAACAAGACCGCACCAUUCCCCGACUGCUGUCCAAUCUUCACGUGCGAGGAUGGAGUCAAAUUAGAAUACCCAGAACUUCCAACACCACCUGAAGAAGAAAAGAAAGAAGAAGAGAAGAAAUCCUAA
Messenger RNA from Danaus chrysippus (African queen), 435 nucleotides. Lineage: Eukaryota; Metazoa; Arthropoda; Insecta; Lepidoptera; Nymphalidae. The record is from the annotation of a GenBank genome assembly.